UUCCAUCAUAGGGGCAGUGGGGUUGUUUUGUUCCUUUUUUCUGCUAACCUCAAGUCUACUACUCAACAGGACAAUCUCCAAGGAAAAUGAACCCCUUGCUGGGCCUGGGCCUACUUUUGGCUGGCCUUCUCACUGUGGAAGGUCUUCUGACGUCCGACUUCCCUCUGGGACCACAGUAUCGUGGACCUGUGAGCCAGACCCAGUCAUGGAAGGGAAAGAGGGCAGCCGAGGAGCUCACAAAGCGAAACACAGACUUCAGCUGCAACCUUUAUAGGAAGCUGGCCUCCAAUAGCCCCAACAAGAACAUCUUCUUCUCCCCCUUGAGCAUCUCUGCAGCCUUCUCCAUGCUGUCUCUGGGUGCCCAGGACUCUACCCUGGAUGAGAUCAAGAGGGGCUUCCACUUCAGGAAUAUGCCAGAGAGAGACCUUCAUGAAGGCUUUCAUUACCUCAUCUACAGGAUGAAUCAGGGGAGGCAGGACCUCGAGCUGGACCUUAAAAAUACCUUGUUCAUCGACCAGAAGCUGCAGCCACAGAAGCAGUUUCUGGCAGAUGCCAAGAACCUGUACGAUUCAGACACUGUCCCCACCAACUUCCAGAACUUGGAAGGUACUAAGAAGCAGAUCAAUGACUAUGUCAAUCAGAAAACCCAGGGGAAAAUCAACAACCUGAUCAAGAAUAUAACCCCUGGCACUGUGAUGCUUCUUACAAAUUGCAUUUUCUUUCGAGCCAGGUGGCAACAUGAAUUUGAUCCAAAAGCAACUAAAGAGGAAGACUUCGUUCUGGAUGGAAACAAGCGAGUGAAGGUGCCCAUGAUGUUCCAUGGAGGCAUGUAUGAAGCCGGCUAUGAUAGACAGCUCUCCUGCACUGUUCUGGAAAUGCCCUACCAGGGCACGAUCACUGCCACCUUCAUCCUUCCUGACGAGGGCAAAAUGAAGAAUGUGGAGGCGGCCUUGAAGAGGGACACCCUUGACAGAUGGAAGAAAUUAGUCACACGAAGGGUCGUAGACGUGUCCCUGCCCAGGUUCUCCAUCACUGGUAACUAUGACCUGAAGAAGACACUCUCCUAUCUGGGUAUCACCAAAAUCUUUGAGGAGCAUGGUGAUCUCACCCGGAUCGCCCCUCAUCGAAGCCUGAAAGUGGGUAAGGCGGUGCACAAGGCGGUGCUGAAGAUGGAUGAGAAGGGGACAGAAGGUGCGGCCGCCUCCGGAGUCCAGACGCUGCCCAUGGAGAUGCCGCUCUCCAUCAAGCUGAACAAACCCUUUCUGGUGUUUAUUAGGGAUAGCGUCCUGCCCACCAUCAUCUUCUUGGGAAAGAUUGCUAAUCCUACUGGGGAAUAAGGGGGCGUUCCAGCUCG
Molecule: messenger RNA, 1354 nt
Organism: Callorhinus ursinus (northern fur seal)
Lineage: Eukaryota; Metazoa; Chordata; Mammalia; Carnivora; Otariidae
Gene: SERPINA12
Product: serpin family A member 12
Molecular function (GO): serine-type endopeptidase inhibitor activity
Source: RefSeq, a predicted model, not a curated record